GCCUGUCCACGUUUUGUGCAUAUCAGCAGGUAAAGUCCAUGGUGCGAUCAGUUCUCCUAGUCCAUCAUCAUGGCGUCAUCAAGCAGACGUCGUGGAGAUUACCCCCCAUUCGAGGCUCUUCAUGAUACAAAACAGCAGGACUUGCAGCGUAACCAUCCAGUGUGGCGAUGGGUUGCGAAGGGCCAAGAGUACGGUCUGGCAGGAGGGGGUAACUUCCUCAUGCGAUGCCGCCUCUGCGAUGAGGUUUUCCCGGGAUCUAGAUCUAGGGCAGUGGAUCACUUCACUAAGGUGAAGUUACAUUGCCCACGGCGGACCGGGGAGAUAUUGUGGAAUUUGCAGUGUUCAGGGGCAUUAUUGAAGGACCCCACGACACAAAGGUUGGCUGCAGAGCAUGCACAACGGUUGGACGGAGAGUUAUCUGUCCAGGAUAUGCAUGGAGGUGAGGGACCUGAUCCGAGCACUGCACAAACACAUCACGUGGUGGCAGGGGGUGGCACAUGUGCAGACAGUGCAGGUGGGAAGGUGGAGCCGCACCAAGGACCUGCACAGUCUGUUGCGGUGGAGGCUGCCGGUGCUACACGGACUCCUCAGGGAGCGAGUUCAUCCAUGCAGGUCGCAGUUAGACAGGUGCGGCAGGGCAGGUUAGAUCCGUGGCUAGGGAACAAGGUGCAACGAGAUCUGGACCGUCUUCUAGCUCUCGCCAUGUAUCGAGGCGACGUCUCCUUCAACUGGCUCCGACUGAAGGAGACAAAGGACUACUGAGACUAUAUCGUCACACUCUUGAGACCGAGUAUUGUCCCUGUUCCGCGUUUGCUGACUUAUGAG
This is a messenger RNA of Chara braunii, 825 nucleotides long. Lineage: Eukaryota; Viridiplantae; Streptophyta; Charophyceae; Charales; Characeae. The record is from the annotation of a GenBank genome assembly.